Messenger RNA from Cherax quadricarinatus, 1712 nucleotides. Lineage: Eukaryota; Metazoa; Arthropoda; Malacostraca; Decapoda; Parastacidae. The record is from RefSeq and is a predicted model, not a curated record.
GAGGAGGAGUAAGGGGUUGGUAGGGGAGGGGAAGGAAAGCAGAAGGGCUUAAAUAAAAGUUUAGCUGAGGCCUGACUUUCCACAGCUGUGAUUAAAAAUGUUCUGGGAGACUGUAGCGACUGCGUGUUAGUGUGCCAGUGUGUUGGUGUACCAGUGUGUUGGUGUAGCAGCGUGUUGGUGUACCAGUGUGUUGAUGUACCAGUGUGUUGAUGUACCAGUGUAUUGGUGUACCAGUGUGUUCCUCCAGCGUAGUGUUGCUCCUGUGUUGUGCUGUUUCAAUGUUUUGUUCCUGUAUGGUGGUUCACCAGUGUGCUAGUGUUCCACUGUAGUAGUGUACUAGAGUGGUAAUACACCAUUGUGGUAGUGCACCAUUGUGAUAGUGUAUCUAGUGGUGGUGAAAUAGCGGUCGUCAAGAAAGCUGUUUGCUCAUUGGAACCAAAGAAUUUGACUCUGAACUUCAUAUGACUUUCUGAAAUUUAUCCACCAGAAACCUGUCCUUCUGACAGUCGACCAUAAAAAAGGUGACCUCAUGAAUAUCGAUCCCAUAUAUGUCGGCCUUAAAAUAGUCGACCAUAUGAAAGGCGAACUUAUUAACAUCAACCAGAUGAAAGGCGACCUUACCAAUGAGAACCCCUUAAAAGUUGACCUCUUUAAAGUCAACCAAAUGAAAGUCAAACACAUUAAAUUCGAUCCCAUCCACAUAGUCCCUCUACGGAUUUUGUUUUUGAAAUUGGCAGUUUCUGUGUUGGAGGUGGCUGCUGCGACUGUUAGGUGGAGAGCUGAGGCUACGUCGAAGGUGGGAGCUGUGGUAGUGGUUGUGGUGACAACUACAGCGAGGGUGGGAGCUGUGGUAGUGGCUGUGGUGACAACUACAGCGAAGGUGGGAGCUGUGGUAGUGGCUGUGGUGACAUCUACAGCGAAGGUGGGAGCUGUGGUAGUGGCUGUGGUGACAUCUACAGCGAAGGUGGGAGCUGUGGUAGUGGCUGUGUUGUGGAUGCGGGGAUCAGUGUUAGGAGAGAAUGUGACGGAAGAAGGGAGCUCCAUCCCUGAGCAGUGGGAGCACCGCUACCAUCAAGACAUUGACGGAGACCUGGUGGUCAGGGAAUACCUGCUGCAGGAGGUACACCCACGUACUGCACUACUCUGUCCCAGGGGCUUCGUUAUUGCCAAGGUACGCAUGUUGCUGAGGACAAGUCAGGACAUCAUCGCUGUCCACCCGGAGGCGGCGCUGCAGGUGCCCUACGCCCACUUUCUGGUGAAGAUCGCAGACGGUGUGAAGAGUGACGAGCAGAGAGGCAGCAGCAAGUGCCCUACCCUUCAGGCAUGCUUGGGCUACCAGGCAUGCCUCUUCAACUAUGGCAUCGAAUUCUGCCACAUGGAUCCCAUCCCCGGCCAGCGUAAGGUCUUGCAUGUGACGGUGACGUGUAUGAGGGACGGAGUGUUGGAGGCCGCUCUCCACCACCACCACCACCAUCCCCACCACUACAUCAACAUCACUAGACGUGCCAGCCUGGUGAGCAUGUGUGCGAGGGAGGGGCUCAAUCACAGAGAAUGGGCAGCCAAUAGAAAACAGGAGGUGCUCACCCAGCUUUCAUCCAUUACCCAAAGAAAAUGGAAGCUGGGUGACUCACCCAACAGAAAACAGGGGACGGCACCCGUCAUCCACUGCGCUCCAGCUCGAGAAACGCUGACGACAGCAGCAACCCAACUAA